Molecule: messenger RNA, 801 nt
Organism: Pelecanus crispus (Dalmatian pelican)
Lineage: Eukaryota; Metazoa; Chordata; Aves; Pelecaniformes; Pelecanidae
Source: RefSeq, a predicted model, not a curated record
AUGCUCCGGCAGCCAGAGCUCGUCAGCACUGUCCUUUUAGGUGCCACCUCCUGGGAGAAGCUGACCCAGGUGGCCAGGGAGAGACAAGACUUGGCUUUCUCCAUCCCUUUCUCUGUCAGCCUUUUAGCCCUGAAGAACGAUGAGGCAGUGGUGAUCCUGUGCUAUGCAAUGCUGGAGGGAAACUGUCUGUCGUCAGUGGUCACCCAGGCCUGGAAGGAGAUGGAAGAAAGAGUCCUUGGGUUCGGAGAUUUGGUGUGUGACAGCCUCGGGCGGCAUCACAUGGACCUGUGCCCCAACUGUGCUUUCUGCUCGCUGAAGAGGGAGCAGUGUCAGAACAUCAAAAACCUGAAGCGUGUUCACUGCAAGACAGGCAGCUUCAUGACCUACAUCAACCCUCAGAUCUCAGCCCAGUACCGGGCUGCAGGCGGCAAGCCCAGCUCCCCACAGACCUCGAAGUACUAUGGCAUGCAGGUUUCCAGAGGGCUGAGGGUGGAGUACUGGUGCAGCCGGAUGGCCACCCAUGGCUGUGAGGACCCUCGUGUGACCCUCUGGCUGAAGGCAGAGUAUGCUGCCUUCCAAGACAGAGAUACGCCGAGCCAGAUCUGCGACUCGGGUGGACUUCAGCACCCCAGCUACUGUGCAUUCAAGAGCCACCAGUGUCUGCAGCAGAGCCUCUACAACCAGAAGGUGUCUCGCCGCGGCUGUCACAGAAACGAGACAUACCGGGUGUUGAGUGAGAAGGAGGGAGAGGAGGAGGUGCAGCUGUGGCAUCAGAAGUUCCUCAGCCUCACCAAGGGGUGA